Molecule: messenger RNA, 3659 nt
Organism: Mustela erminea (ermine)
Lineage: Eukaryota; Metazoa; Chordata; Mammalia; Carnivora; Mustelidae
Gene: LEP
Product: leptin
Exons: 3
Coding region: 812-1312 (166 amino acids)
Biological process (GO): positive regulation of p38MAPK cascade; energy reserve metabolic process; activation of protein kinase C activity
Cellular component (GO): extracellular region
Molecular function (GO): hormone activity; peptide hormone receptor binding
Source: RefSeq, a predicted model, not a curated record
GAGUCUGAGAAAGUUUGGCCAGCUUGUCCAAGGUCUUAUACCCCAACCCAGAAUUCUGCUGGACUCCCAGAGUUCAUAAUUUUACACACAUCUCCCUCCCCUGAAUCACCCUGGGCAUGCUGUCUCUUUAAAUGUUCUUCCUGGACUUACAGCUAAUUAGGCAAGCUGGCUGUUCAAGAGCACAGUUUUGCUCUUUACUUUUAUUUCUAGCAAAUAAUAUACGUUAACAAUCGACUGCAUUCAAUACUGUGGUAUAUUCCCUGGGCUUCAGGGAAACUCAGCCUUCUUCAGCCCCAACCCUCCCUAGUCCUGAUUCCCGCCUUCCUGCCGUCCCGGGUGGGUUCCGUCUUUGUACCUGGCCCCCGGGGGCGAUCAAGGGUAACCACUACGUGUCAGGCGUGGCGCUUAGUGAAGUUGCAGCCGCUGUCUUCAAGGAUCCCUCCCCUCUCUAGUCCCUGAACGCUGCUCUCACCGGCCCUGUGCACCACCUUCUUGGGCCACAGCCAGGCCCCACCCAUGUAUUGACACUGAAGGGAACCUAGAAGCACUUGGCAUCCACUCUGUCCUGAUGCCCACGUCCAGGUGUAUAAAGCAGCUAGCAUCAGGUUGGGCUGCAUUUAGCAGAGACCCAACAUAACAGUGGCUUAACCAAGACAGAGGUUAUGUCUCUCUCCCACGCACAGCACAAGUCCAGGGAUGGGCAGUCUGAGGCCAGUAGGUCACCUCAGCUCCACAAAGUCCUCAGAGACCUGACCUCCAGGUUCCCACCGUACCGCUUGUAAGGCCCGAGAAGCACAUCCUGGGAAGGAAGAUGCGUUGCGGACCCCUGUGCCGAUUCCUGUGGCUUUGGCCCUAUUUGUCCUAUGUUGAAGCUGUGCCCAUCCGAAAAGUCCAGGAUGAUACCAAAACCCUCAUCAAGACGAUUGUCACCAGGAUCAGUGACAUUUCACACACGGCUGUCUCCUCCAAACAGAGGGUCGCUGGUCUAGACUUCAUUCCUGGGCUCCACCCUGUCCUGAGUCUGUCCAGGAUGGACCAGACAUUGGCCAUCUACCAACAGAUCCUCACCAGUCUGCAUUCCAGAAAUGUGAUCCAAAUAUCUAAUGACCUGGAGAACCUCCGAGAUCUUCUCCGCCUGCUGGCCUCUUCCAAGAGCUGCCCCUUGCCCCGGGCCAGGGGCCUGGAGAGCUUUGAGAGCCUGGGUGGUGUCCUAGAAGCCUCACUCUACUCCACGGAGGUGGUGGCCCUGAGUAGGCUGCAGGCGGCCCUCCAGGACAUGCUUGGGCGGCUGGACCUCAGCCCUGGGUGCUGAGCCCUCAAAGGCCUCUCUUCCCAAAGUCGAGGAGAGAGCCCUGGGCUCCCAGGUGUCUCCAGGAGAGAGUCCAUAUGGGUGUCCCUUCUCUAGACCCCGGACCAUUGCUCUCUCACACCUUUGUGCCCCUCUUCCAAAGGCCUAAGCCUCUGGAGGCAUGAAACCUCCGGAGACAGAAUGCAUGAUUCCAUGCUCACCGGAAAGGGGGACCCAGCCGGCAAAGAGUGAACUGGAUCUGGGAUUCUCGCCAAAGAGAACCUUCCCUUCUGUGCCACCUUCCCCCUCACUGCAUGCUUUAGCGUGACCUGGGGUGAUUUCGGGAGGUGCCCACCGAGCCUUUGGACCAUCGAGCAAGGUUCUGUCUGAGAAUUCUGGUGAAGGCUACGUCCACAGAGCUGCCAACUCCCUGGCAAUGCAUUAUUUAUUAUGCCUUUUAUUCUGGAAGGAUUGGAAGCAAAACAUCAGCUUUUCUAGGCUCUCUGGGGCCAGCCGGAGCUAAGGAUGCUGGUUCCAAUCCCACCAAUGGGCCUGACUAAAGCAAACCCAUUCCUAGUGACUUGAGGGCUCUCGAGUUAGUUCUUUGGUACCUGGCUUUGUUUCUACCGUGACAGAUGUGAAAUUACAGUAUUUUGCAAUGGCAUUGCCCUGAGCGGAUCUCCAAGGACCAGGUCAUUUCAAAAAGAAGAUGAAUUUUGUCAUCUGUGAUAUAUAGAUAAUGUGCACGUGUUAGCGGGAGUGUGUUUUCUGAAUCACAUUUGUGCAAUGGGCUCUUGGGAUUGGGGGGGUCAUUUCUCAUCUCUGCAACCACUUGGUGUGGUUUUCAUGAAAAGAUGACUCCUUCAGGGAGGUCGUGGGGGGCUUUGCCAGCCACGCAUGGAGGGAGUGGCACUGAAGACUGUCUCUUGGGGCAGUUGUGAGCUCUGGUCUUCUCCCAUUACUGGAGGGAGGUCUUUCUUACUGGGGUGACGCUCACUCUCUGGAGAUGGCGAUCCUCGGAGCAGGGAUCCUUGGUAGGGGCCUUGGAAUGGUCUAGAGAUGAUCCCACACUGGACUUGUAACACGGCAGGAGCCCUACUUGGGAUGUACCUACUGAAUUGUGGCUCUCAUCUGACUGGCUCCCCUAAAGCAAGACCGUGUUUCCCACUCCUUCAGAGUGGAUUUUGAUUCCAGUGGGAAGGUCUGAGGGCCUUUGUGGGCAGUCCCAGGACCUGGGCCAACACCACUUGGUGCCAGACUGCCAGGCCAGGCCUCCAGGAGUGCCCUUCCCACUGGAGAUCAUGUCUGGGGGUGACAAACCAGGAGGCUUGGGUUUUCCACCAUCCUGCCGCUGUGAUAAGGCCAUCACACUCUCGGCGGUGGAUCUGUCCAAGGAGAUUUGAAUCAAAGCUAUCAGCUUGGAGACUGAGCACCUCUUUGGCGCUCGGCCCGAUGGGUGCUAUGGGCUAGAGAAGCUCACCAAGUAAAGGUUAAAAUAGUCUUACCCUCAGGGACCUUGAAUUCCAGAUGGUAAAAAGUUUACACACCAGGAUGCAAAGGCUGGUCUUUUCACCAUGGCAACAGAGCAGGUGAACCAGCAUCCUGUUCAGCAGGCAGGAAACACGGAGCUGAGGAUGCCAGUGAUCAGGGGCCCCCAGGCCAGCCCUGCUUGCCUGUGGUAGCAUUUUUGCUUUGCAGGGCACGCCAGCUUUUCCUCCUGCGCAGCCACUUCCCUUUGAAGCAGCGCAGCUGACAAUUUAAAAAAUAAGAACAUAACCUAAGACCACAACCUCCGACAGGUGGCAGGGCUCAGAUUAGAGUUCAGGUCCUCUGACUCCCAGAAUGUUCUGGAGCGAGGUUAUGCUCCCGGGAGGUGCCAACAGCGUUGGGCAGGGUGGACCAGGAUUGCUUGCCGUGAGAAAGGAGUUGGAGUUGACUUUGCGACUUUGCAGGAGGCAAGGGAUGUGAAUUGUCUGGAGGGAGGGGGUUGUUUUGUUUGUGCUGAGACCGGGGUGAAGGUAUGUGGUUACAAAGAAAGUCAGACAAAGGAAAGACAAGACAGGAGGGAAAGGGAUGUGUUGAAGAGGCUUUCGGGUGCAAAGAAGUUUGAUAUCAAAAGCAUUAAUGUCGUUAGUUCCAGAACAGAGAUUCAUGAGAUGGGCCGAGUCAGACCCCUUCUGGAGACUAGGACCUCGGUAAUCAUUACCAUCCAUCAUGACCACCCAGUCAGGCUGGGAUUUUUUAAGCCUCUCACGUUCCAAAACCUGGUACCAGGGCUUAUUCUCAGAGUGUGAAAGUUCUAAAAUGUAAAUGAUUAUCUUCUUUUGUAACUUAAAAAAAAAAUUUGUUACUGUUAAAAAAAAAAAUCCAA